Messenger RNA from Cydia strobilella, 4163 nucleotides. RefSeq names its product lysophosphatidylcholine acyltransferase (gene LPCAT). Gene Ontology annotation, molecular function: lysophosphatidic acid acyltransferase activity. The record is from RefSeq and is a predicted model, not a curated record. Bases 268 to 1767 code for a protein of 499 amino acids. The transcript is spliced from 11 exons. Gene Ontology annotation, cellular component: endoplasmic reticulum. Lineage: Eukaryota; Metazoa; Arthropoda; Insecta; Lepidoptera; Tortricidae.
UAACCAAUGACGAAGCCGCCUGUUCAUGACUCUUAUUGGUUGAAUCUCAACUAGUACAUGACAACAUUGACAACCAGUCUUAGCUUACUUUCGAUGGGGAAUGUACGUUCGUGUUCAACGCAAAAAAUUUCGAUGAAAACAAGUUAUCUUAAAAAUAAGAGUAUGGUGUAAAUAAAUUAUUCGGUUCCUAUGUGAAAGAUGAGUGUAUAGAGUGCGAUUUGAUUGAUUUCCUAGUAUUAGAAAUUUUGUGGUCCUUGUUUAGUGAAAAUGAAUGGCAAAAUGCAUAGUGAAACCGGCGCUUUCUCAUCUGACGGCAUGCGCGCCGAAAUAUUGAACCCUUUUGUGCAUAAAUUGGAAUUAGAUAACACAUAUGAUAAAAUAAAGACGGCGAUAUUCACAGUGAUACUGCUACCUUUCCGAGUGAUCGUCAUUUGUUACUUAAUAGUGACCGCCUGGUUCCUCGCGUGCAUCGGUCUUUAUGGCCUUAGCGAGGAAGACCUUAGGCGGAAACCUAUGACAGGAUGGAGAAGCAAGCUCCGCUUUUCCAUCCUCUCCCUGAUGCGCCUGGUGGUGGUGGUCGCCGGUUUCCACCGCGUCAAGAUCCUGGGUACCGAGCACGCGCCCAGCGACCGCCGCGAGGCGCCCGUGGUCGUAAUAGCGCCUCAUUCGAGCUUCUUUGACGCCAUCGCUAUCGUGUGUCUUGGCGCGCCGAGCGUGGUCGCUAAAGCGGAUACCGCACGGCUGCCGUUCAUUGGACAAUUAAUAAACUACACACAACCUGUGUACGUUUGGAGAGAUGACCCCAACUCACGGGCUAACACUAUUAAAGAGAUUAUCCAGCGAGCGACGUCGAAGGAAGAUUGGCCUCAGAUCCUGAUCUUCCCAGAAGGAACCUGCACAAACCGCUCCUGCCUCAUCACCUUCAAGUCCGGCGGCUUCUACCCAGGUGUACCAGUCCAGCCGGUUACCAUCCGCUAUCCCAACGCCAGGGACACCGUCACAUGGACCUGGGAGGGACCUGGAGCAUUGAAGCUGCUCUGGCUAACGCUGACACAAGUCCACAGCUCGUGCGAGAUCGAGUUCCUGCCCGUGUACUACCCGAGCGAGGAGGAGCGACGGGAUCCCAAGCUGUACGCCAGGAAUGUACGCGAUGUUAUGGCUAAAGCCCUCGGUGUCCCAGUGUUAGACUACACAUACGACGACUGUCGACUGAUUGCCAAAGCGAAGCAGCUGGGAAUCCCAAGCGCCCCUUCUGUACGGGAAGUGGCCGAACUGAGAGCGCAACUUGGGUUGGAGCGGUCGCAGAUCGAGCUGCACCUGAUCGCGCAAGGUGCCGCCCGCCGCGCGCGCUGGCUCGGCGCGGAGGAGCUGGCGCGCCGGCUCGGCGUGCAGCCGGCCGCGGACGACGCCCAGCGACUCGCUCAGCUGUUCACGCAGCCUUCGAGCGGUCUGAUCUACUUCCCCGACUACCUGCUGUGCGCGGCGUUCCUGAUGACGCAGCACGCGCCGCUUACACAACUACUGUCUUACGCUUUCAAGCUAUACGACAGCACCGGCACCGGUCGCGUCAACGCAGCAACAUUCGAAGAGAUCGCGGGCCGCUGCCUCGGGCUCUGCCAGGAGGACGCACACAACACCUUCGGCCAGGCCGACCUGGACGAGAAGGGCUGGCUCACUUAUGAUGAGUUCAUCGCUUUCGCCCAAAAGAAGUCUUUCUUCUCGUUCCUAUUCGCUUGCGAGUCCGCACCGAAGUCGAAAUCUCAGUGAUCCGAACUCAACACCGUCACCACCGUCUCCGGGCAGCUCCACACCAGCAUGGCGUGAUCUGACAAAACGAGAUUAAAACGAAACAGGCGCAAUUGUCACUGUCACACUAAUAUGGAAGAGUGACAGAGAGACACGAGAAGCGAUUCGAUGGCGAAGCGUAAGCCAUCGUCACCUUGGCUAGGCCGCCUGAUACGAAAUAAUCAUCAUCUGCCUAUAUCAUCAGGGCCGUAUGCUUGUUUGCCAACAACGUGGUAUAAAAAAAAAGCCUACGAGUUUCGUCCACUUCAAUAAAAGGUGCAUUGGGGUAAGGCGGGGUAAAUAAAAAACACUAGAAGUAUUAAAUAAUUUCACGGUUUAGACUCACUUGUUUGUCACUCAAUACACGGUCGUCGUGAACGCUGCUCGCACUAUUAGUGCUUGAGAAAGGAGACCUAGGCUCUCCGAAACAUGUCGCGCGAGUGACUAAAACAAGUGUCUAAACCGUGAAAUUAUUUAAUGUUAGUAUGUCUCACAACAGUUUAAAUUCGACUAGAAGCAUUAUAUGUACUGUAUAGUUUGGGAUUGGGACUGUCUCAUUUCAAACAUAGACAGAGAUAAUCAUACUGUCAACCUUCGUGUAUUCCUACAAGGACGCGCCGCUCACGAUAGGAGUGGCGUACAUAGGGUUAAAGGUAAAAUACGAGAAACUUAGUAAGGUUAGAUGGGAUAUUAAGAGAAACAUUAGGGAGAGAAACAUUUGCAGGGACUUCUCAUACUGUUUGUCUUGCCCCGAGCAAGAUAAACUAUGUUUCUCUUACCCCACAUGAACUAACCUCCAGUGGCAACAUCAAUGUAUUACAUUCGGAACUUAUAAUGAUGUAAACAAAAUUCAGUCAUUCGGCCAAUAAAGAACAACGUACAUUUUGUAUCUAUGGAAUUAUAUAAUUACAUUGACAUGUGUCAACCUUUUUUGACUUAAAAUGCGUACAUUUUGUAUCUAUGGAAUUAUAUCAUUGUACUAUGGAUGGUAUAGAAAGGAUGCCAAUCUCUUAUGGCAGAAUUGUUGCAAAGUGACCGCUUUCAGCUUUAAAUAAUAGUUCCUAAUCUCUCCGGUUGCGCUAGUUAGGCUCUGGGACAUGAGUAUAACAUGAACCAUAUAAGGUAACAAAUAACCCGACCAAAUUACGUAGGUUGUUUUUGGUAGUAUUUCGGUGUAUGGUGGCGCCGCCUAAUUACUGUUUUUUGAUGGACACUUUUCAUACAUAGAGAUUUGGCUCCUUUAUAUAGUCUCCAUGCAUUGUACAUUAUUUUGAGAUCCGAAUGGAAUAGAUUAAAAAGAUAGUAGUACCUAUAUCUUUUUUGUACAAAUGGAACUCAGUAUAUUUGAAUAACAACGGGUAUGAAUAACUACAAAUUAUUAGAUUUGUAAGACUUAGGAGUAAUGCUUUUAACUGAUUCAGUAGCGUGAAUUAUGAGUUAGUACAAUUCGUUCUUGGCAAUGUAUGAUUUCAAUUUAUUUAUUAAAUAAGACUAAAGACUUUGGUUACACUUGUUCGCGGAUGACAGAUGUGAUGUUAUGAUUUAAUAUUAAUUCAAAACGCGAAUGUUUUAAAUGUUACAAAUAAGAAUAGGUCUUGGAAGUCAUUCGAUAGAGGCUACUUAUUUAUUAUUAAAUAUUUGUAAAAAGUCAUUCCUUAAGAAUGAGAACUGUCAUUAAUAGGGGUGAGUUACAACACGAGGGUAACUAUGAACAAGGAAAAAAGAGGGAGUACCCAAUGUGACAACACUAUUUUGCUUAUUGCCAAUGUCAGGGUCAUUUCCACAGCUAUCUCCAUUAGUUUUAAGUAAAAAUAGCUUUUAAAGUCACCCCAUGCGUUCCGAACUCCCGCUUGACGAUACCUUACAUUGUAAGUUAAAUUCUAAUCCUUGUGGUUCAAUCAAUAAGUUAUUCAAAGUGGAAGUAAGCUUAUCUAAUACUUAAGUCCCCGGCAAACUCGGUUCUCCAUACAAACGUAGUUACGAUCUCAUUUUAAAACGACUAGCUAGAUUGUUCUGAAACUUUGUACUCGCAAUAGGAUAAGGUUUAUACCUUAGGUCUGUAAUUAGUUUAUGUAGCUUUAGAUAGUAAAAACAUAGUAAAAAAAAUACAGCGAAUUUAAGUUUUUCAUACAAAAAUUGUUUUUGCUAUAUUUCGUUUGUUUUAUAAACUGGAGCUAUAUAAACUAAUUACAGACCUCGAUAUACCUCAUGUCAUUGUACAUGCAAAGUUUCAUUACAAUCCAACACGUAGUUUUAAAAUGAGAACGAAACUCCGUUUGUAUGGGAAGGUAAAAUUCGGUCGAGCUUGCCGGGGACUUUUAAGUCAAUUCUUCAUUUAUGCGAUUUAAAUAGAUAUAGAUUUUAAAAACUGUAAUAGA